UGGGGUCGGCUGACAGUCGAACCGUGCUUCAGUCGGCCGGCGAACUCGCGUGCCGAGCCUUCGUUCCCGGUGACGUUCCUCGUCGUCGACGGCGACGACAUCGCGAAACGUUAGCUCGUUCCGUGAGGCGACACGACGCGAACGACGUCGACGAGGGCGCACAUCUUUUACCUCUUAGAGACCGCGAUGUCGCGUUUUUCAUUUGCGUUACCAUCGUCGACAGAGGCUCGCCCCGUCCCCGUAAAAAGUACGGUACGUCAUUCGUAAAGUCUGAAGAGGUUCUCCCAAGUGCCGGUAGACACUUAAACCGAAAGUGCACUCGUUUACGAGGAUGCGUAAUAGAAGAGUGACCGAAGUUCCGGACGAUGAAUGUCCAUUUUCGUCGACGGGAUUAUGAAGUAUUUGACCGUACCGGUUGGCACGCGAAAACUUUGUCGGUGUUCAGUGGAUGGAGUGGCGUUCCCGGAUAGUGUAAUGUGUAGUGCGUAGAACUUAGAGAGCGAACCCUCGAAAUCGUUACGACAAACUCAUUAAGACACCGCCAAGUGUCGAGGAAGAAAAUCCAUUAACUUCUUCUGUUGUUCGCUGCUCGGCGAGGAUCAAUUCCCUUCAUUAAUAACCCGGUGAGUGCCCGGUGGCCGAAGUUCCGUGAAACUUUUUCCACGACGCGCGAUCUUACGACCCAUUAAAGUCCAUUAAGCGUCUGCUUGUGGCACAGCCGUAAGUCGCGAGAUUCGUCGCGGACAUCUUACUCGCUCUCGCGUGCAUCCGCGUGGAAAAUCGUCAUCGCCGCGUAUCGUAAACACAUUCGUGGAAUCGAUAUCGUUCGUUCAUACGAGACGAGAGGCGGCGACGCAUCGCCGAUUAGCAUUAGAGGAAGGUAUACGUUAGUUUGCAGAAUUCGGUGAGCUUUACGAGCGAGAUGGGUCGAUAACGAACUCGUGUGAUAGCUAUCGUUCAGCCGAUGGUUCGCGUCGUUCGGCAAAGAUAUCACGUUCGAUGUCGAGAGCCUAAGGAAAUCGAAAAAGGAAAUCGAAUAGCCCGGUACGGGCAUGGUGUAAUCUAACGUUAACGAGAAACGAGGACUGGUAGUAUCCUGAGGAGGAUCGGUGAAACGUGUUGUCGUCAGUGAAAAAAAGAAAGGACCGGUACAGUUCUCGUUUUUUGUUUUAUUCAACUUCGUUCUCGGACAGUGAAGUGUCGUAAAAACGAGAGGGGAGGAUUACUGAAGAGGGAGAGAGACAAUGUGUGUUAAUUAGAGAGCGGGAGAGGUCGGUGAGAGACGAACAGUCAACCUGACAGCUGCGGCUCGUAGGAGAGGACAAAACCGCGUAAGAAGCUCUGCCCAUGGACAGCUCUGGCACUUUAAGUAACGUCCCCAACUAACAACUAACCACGCUUCGCCCAUCGAAAGGCCUGCCCAUUAAUCGAACUUGAAAUGACUUCCCGUUGAUCUAAAAGAACAGAAAAUAAAUCGCGACCGGCCGUAAUUUUUAAACCGAGAACCGUCGCGCGAAUCGUCGUCGAUUGAGUGGCACGAGCGGUCGUCGCGGUCGUGCGCCACUCGAGGAUCACCGAUCAUGCGAAUUCCUGAAAAUGCGCAGGACGAGCAGCAACGGUUUGAAGCUCGACCUGACGGAGAACACGCCAGGUAGCUCGUUGUCACGGCUACCGAACUUGGUCGAGCAUGCGGAGACCUGUCAAGCUCUCGCCAGCGGAACCGGUGAGAAUUUAAGUAGCAAACUGCCGAACGUGGUCGAAGGCUCGAUGGACUAUGGUAGCGAGCGCAGAUCCUCCCGGUACCUCGAGUACCAAGACGCGAAGUCGUAUCAGGACGGCCCGUCGGCCUCCGGCCUGCCGCCGUACGAGCAGACUUUCCACGAUCAAUCGACGCGGGGCUAUAAGAGUUACGAUCGGAAACCGUACGACAGGGACGAUAUCGACCGGUACGAUAACAGAAUUUAUCCGGAGGACAACUUGAGGUACGAACGUCGGGGGGAUCAGAGAACGUAUCAGGAGUCAGACUUAGACGCUCCGUACGAGAGGAACGAUGCCCAGAAGCUCAGCAGGAAUUAUCCCGGCGAGCUUCAAGAGCCGGGCGGCAGGCGGUACUCGAGAGAUCUGACCGAUUACGAGUACGCGUCCAGAUACGCGGAGGAGACGUUGAAGCUCGAACCGAAGAAAGAUCACCAUCAUCAUCAUCAUUCGGGUAAGGUGUACGAGCCGACACCGUCAAAGGGUUACGAAUCCGGGGUGAAGACCCACGACUCCGCUUAUGAAUUGUCCUGCGCCGCGCAGCAGGAUCUCUCCAGUAGAAAGUAUGAGAGCAAGUAUCACUCCGUCAGUAAGAUGUACGGGACCCUGCCCAGGUACGAGAGCGGCAAGUCCUACGAUCCUAGAUCGUACGACUAUGAGGAUCAGGCUUACGAGACCAGUGGCAAGGGAUACGACUCCAAAUACGAGUUGACCAGUUCUAAAAGCUAUGAGAGGGCUAAAUGCGAGGGUUCCUCGUCCUCGAGGUAUCAAGAUAAGUCGUACGAUCAGACGCUGAAGAUUGGCGAGUUGGGCUCCUCUUCGUCUGCCGCUUAUACCAGAAAGACUCAGGAUCAGGAGGAAACUAACGCGGAGAAAAUGAACGGAUACAGGAAGAACAAUUUCGAGGCGUACGGUGUUUACUCGGAUCCCGAGGACGAUCACGGAUUUCUUGCUGAGAAAAAGACGCCGCAGUAUCCGUACAAGGGUGUAGUGGUAAACGCGAGCGGGGAGUCAAGCGUCAUUGACCAGAAACGGGCGAAGGAUAGUAGACAAACGGAAGUCGUAGGAAACCCGUGGUGCAGGCCUACAAUACUCUUGCUGCUGUUGGUUCUCCUUGUCGUUAUCUUCGUGUUCGUCGCUGGAAUCCUUCUGUACUUAAACUACAUGUCCUACAAGCCCCAGCGUCCCAUUAUCGAGGGUAAGGAUCAAAAUUUCGCCAGUAAUAACGCCGAACCUUGUGAGAAGACCUACUGUUCUUGGGGUGCGACAUGCGUGGUAUCGGAGAACGGUAAACCCUUGUGCCAAUGUCCACCUGAUUGUCCUUCGACUUCGGAACCGGUUUGCGGCUCCGACAACGUGACCUACACCAACUAUUGCCACUUACGGAAGACCAGUUGUCUCGAGAGAAGGAACACGCGAGUGAAGAAUCAAGGCAUCUGUGAAAUCAAGGAUCCGUGCGCGAAAUUAAAUUGCACCCAGGGUUCGCAAUGCGUGCGAAGCCGGGACGGCAGCGAGGCCACCUGCGAGUGUUUGGAAUCCUGUCCGAAUUUAGGGGAUCACGAGGGAUCGGGCCCUGUCUGCGGCACAGAUGGGAUCGACUAUCCGUCCCUAUGCGAAUUGAACAGAGCUGCCUGCGCCAAGGGUGCUAAUAUUACAGUGGCGUUCCAAGGAAAAUGUGAUCCUUGUGCUAACGUGGAGUGCAUGGAGCCGGAAAUCUGUCAGCUGGACGAUUCGAGGAAACCUGGUUGUCGUUGCGGCGAGCAAUGCGGGCUGGAGUUCGCGCCGGUUUGCGGCAGCGACGGCAAAACAUAUUCGAACGAGUGCAGUAUGAGACAGGAAGCUUGCAGAUCGAGAUUAUCGCUCAGAAAAGUCUACAACGACCAAUGCAGUUCAGGGUUCAAUCCGUGCGACGAGGCGAAGUGUGGUUCGGACGAGCAAUGCGUGAUCAACCGGCAGGGGAUUGCCAGCUGCGAAUGCGUCCCGGAAUGCGAGCCGGUGAUGAGGCCGGUUUGCGCGCGCGGUGGCAAGACGUACACGUCGCUAUGCGAAUUGAAACGGCAGGCUUGUUUAACAAAGACCAACAUCGAGCUCGCCUACACAGGGAUCUGUGGCUCCAAGGGGCCCUGCUCCGAGAAGAUCUGUCAGUGGGGCGCAAUUUGCGCGGAAAUCGGUGGCACGGCGAUUUGUGAAUGUCCAACUUGUCCGGCGCAAUUUCAACCAGUUUGCGGUGAUGACGGCAUCAGUUACGGAAACGAGUGCAAACUUCGCCUCGAGGGCUGUAAACAUCGACGAGAGAUCCGUGUGCUCUAUCAGGGACUUUGCAACGGAUGCGAGAAGAAGAAGUGCGACUUUUAUGCAGAAUGCGAGAGCGACAGCGCUGGCGAGGCCAAAUGCGUGUGUCCAAGUAAAUGUGAGAGCUCGGGAAAAGAGCCUGCGGACGCGGAGAAAGUUUGCGGUUCUAAUGGAGUAACUUACGCCAACGAGUGUUCUUUGAAAAUGGCCUCUUGUACUUCUCAAAUACACAUCGCACUCAGUUACAUGGGCGACUGCGAACUCUGCGCGAAGGUUGAAUGUGAUCACGGUGCUCAUUGCAUGGCUGGCGUAUGCGUGUGCCCGGACGAGUGCCCCGAGAGCAAUGGAAAUCCUGUGUGCGGUAGCGAUGUGAAAACUUACCCGUCGGAGUGCGAAUUGCAAAAGGCAGCUUGUGGAAGGGACCCGAAAUUACCGGUGCUGCACGUGAUAUUCAACGGCGAUUGUGGCGAACGAUUUGCUGUAGCAGCACUCACCACGAUGUCAACGCCUGCGGUGGUUCGACUGGCCACCACAACCAUCGACGUGACCAGCACCCAGGUACGGGAGGUGGUCUGUAAGAACAUAAACUGCGACUUUGAGGCGACUUGCGAACUGGGCCCGGACGACUACCCCAGGUGCAGCUGCAAGUUCGACUGCGCCUCGAUCUCGCAGGAAAAUAUGCGGCCCGUUUGCGGCAGCGACCUAAGGAUCUACUCGUCCCUCUGCGCGAUGAAAAUGGAGGCCUGUCAAAGGCAGCAAGAGCUGAGAGCCAGACCUCUCGAGCUUUGCAAAGGUAUGGAAGUGAAGCCUUGUAGUGGUGAACCUCCAUUGGUGGAUGCUGAUGGGAAGGAAUAUGAUUGUGGCAACGGUCCAGAACGAAGGGACUGCCCGAGCAAUAGUUACUGCCAUCAGACGAUACGAUUAGCUCGAUGCUGCAAGAAAGAAACCCAGGUCGUAAAAUGUUCGAACUCUUGGCACGGAUGCUGUCCGGAUGGCAAAACGGCGGCUCGAGGACCGAACGGUGCAGGUUGUCCGAGUUCGUGCGGCUGCAACAAGUUAGGCAGUGUUUCUGAUACCUGCAAUCCGCAGACUGGACAAUGCGAGUGCAAACCAGGCGUAGGUGGUCUGAAAUGCGAUAGAUGCAUGCCCGGUUAUUGGGGUUUGCCAAAAAUCAGCGAGGGGCUCCCGGGAUGUAUACCGUGCGGCUGCUCGCUGUUUGGAGCCGCCAGAGAGGACUGCGAACAGAUGACCGGUAACUGCGUUUGCAGAAAGGAUACGCAGGGCCAAAAGUGUACCAUUUGUAUCGAUCAUAACAAGAUUUUAACACCCACUGGUUGCUAUUCAGCGGACACUACACCGCCGAUACCAACGUCCUGCAACGAGCUGGAAUGCUACUCCGGCGGUCAGUGCCAGGAGAUCGGCGGCCCGCACUGCAUCUGUCCGUCGUCCUGUCCAUCGGACGUACCGUCGGUGCCGGUUUGCGGUAGCGACGGACAGACAUACGACAACGAGUGCGAGCUAAGGCUUUACGCUUGUCACCACCAGGCAGACGUGGUCACGCAGGCCUUUGGUCACUGCAGAGACGAUCCCAUGGUGAAUACGGACUUCCCAGUAAAAAGGUACACAGCGGUGCAAUACACUCAGCCGGCGGCCGCUAUUUCUCCCUUAUCGAAAUCUACCAGGCAUCUGGUGUCGGAACCGGAUCCACGAUAUUAUUACACUCAUCGGGCGCAUCAAGAAACCAUCACCAUUGACAGGGAUAAUUUAAAGCACGGAGUGGCAACGGCGUAUCGGCCGACACCAGCCACGAUUCGCGUGGUCACUGCGCUGCUCGGCGAUCUAUGCACCGACGACAAGGACUGCACCAUUCCAAAUAGCGAAUGCUCGAACGGAGGUUGCAUAUGUUCAGAAGGAUACGCUGAAACUUUUGAUGGCCGAGAGGGAAAGAAUUAAAUUGACCCGUUUGCAGCUAAUUACGUGCCCGUUACGCCGACCGAGGAAUUUCGUGCCUGCCUGUCGUAUCCGUGUCACGCGACGUCGACGUGCAUGGAUCUGCCCAGCGCGACAUUCGUUUGCAUCUGUCGUCCAAAUUACACCGGCCUAUUAUGCGACGAGGAGAUCAACAAAAGAGAUUACGAGGUGCCGUCGUUCGACGGGAAAAGCUACGUCAGGAUGAACAGAUUGAAGGCUUACCACAAGUUCAGCGUCGAGGUCGAGUUUAAGACGUACGCCGACAACGGGAUUAUACUUUACAACCAACAGAAGAGCGACGGCACUGGGGACUUCGUCUCAUUAGCUAUCGUCGACGGACAUGUACAGUUCCGAUAUAAUUUAGGGAACGGCCCUGUAAUUCUUACUUCUCCUGAGAAAGUCAGCAUGAAAAUGUUUCAUCGCGUGGCAGCGAAAAGAUAUCACAAAGACGGUGUUCUAAUUUUUAACGACGGGGAAAAUGUCGCCGGUGAAAGUCAGGGGAUGUUAAAAUCACUGGAUCUGAACCAGGAAACGUUCAUCGGGAAUAUGCCUACAAAUCAUUCUAAGGUUUACGAGAACAUCGGUACCAGUCACGGUUUCCUCGGAUGUAUAAGAAAAAUGAUAAUAAAUCGGAACUUCGUCGAUCUUCACGUGGGUCACGAUAAGGAGAUUUUGGAGACGUACCGCGUGAAAGAGUGCGGGGAGAACGCGUGCGCCAAUCUUCCCUGCCAGAACGGUGCUACUUGCCAGCCGAUCUUCGAGGAAGAUUUAUGCAACGGUCGCGAGUGCAGGCGAAUUCAAAAACGUGGAAGAAAUAAGAAUAAGAACGGCAUGAACAUCGUCAGAUGCAGAGGCUCGCACUGCACGUCCAUCGAUCAGCACCGGUCGAAGAAGAGCGCGAGGAGACGAUGCGAGACUUCCAAGUGUGAUUACGACGACGAUUACGAAAGCAACUUCGAGCACGGAAAUUACGCCGUGGAGAAGUACGAUCCGCCAGAUUACAGAUGCAUCUGUCCGCCUCAAUUCACCGGCAGAGACUGCGAGGAAUCGUUGGAUCCGUGCAUAGGCGAGCCUUGCCAGCACGGUGCCACUUGCGAUAUCCUCCCGCAAGGCGGUUACGUCUGCAAGUGUACGCCUGGAAGGACUGGAGAGCAUUGCGAAAUACUUGACGCGGAACUCACGGAGCUGUUGGUACCGAAAAUGUCCGGCGACGGUUUCCUCGAACUGCCAUGCCUGGAAGGGGUCGCAAAGGCUUUCUCUAUUGAAUUAUGGUUUCUCACGCAUGCCAGCGAAGGUUUGCUACUUUAUAACGGGCAAUUGAACAACGGUCGCGGCGAUUUUAUAAGCCUGAACCUGGUUCACGGCAGACUGGAGUUUAGAUUUAAUCUCGGAAGUGGUAUUGCCAAUAUCACUUCUCCGGAUCUGGUCACGCUCGACACUUGGCAUUGUGUUCGGAUCAGUAGACUGGGCAGAGAGGGUGUUCUCCAAUUGGAUGAUGGCACAGUUGCUAGAGGAUUAUCCGGAAGUUCUUUAACCGAGCUAAACUUGGAAAUGCCUCUCUACAUUGGCGGUGUCAAACAUUGGCGAGAGGUUCAUCGACUUGCUGGUGCUCGGACUGGAUUAGUAGGCGCGGUGCAAAGGCUGAUGGUGAAUGGGAAAACGUAUCAGAAUUUAGCUGUUAACGUUACGCAACACAAUACGGAGAUUUACGAUGGACUGCCGUGUCCCAGUAACGAAAAUCCUUGCCACAAUGGUGGAGUAUGUCUACCUCUGCUAAACAGCUACUUAUGCAAAUGCGUCAGCGGUUAUAACGGCCUCCAUUGCGAAUUUUUCAUGGGUUACGACAUACAAACGGAAUUAUCUGAGAGGCCAGUACGCUUUAAGGGCGAUAAUUUCUUACAAUUUAGACACCGAAACGGAAGGAGUACUAACUCGACUAAUACUACCCUCGGCGAGUACUUUGAGGAGUCCUACUCCGACUACGACUUGGAUGAGGAUGUCGACUACGAUUACGACAGUUACAAUUACACGGAGCGGAAGGGUCAACAAUCCAAUAAGUUCGAACUGAGAUUGAGGACGACACACGCGAAUGGACUGAUUGCUUGGAUCGGAAGAGGAAAAGUGGAACAUCUUAUUCUGUCGUUGCACGACGGUCAAGUACUUCUCACGUACAAAAACAAGAAGGAGCAGAUAUCUUUGAGGAGUAGAGAAAGAGUGGACGACGGUGUUUUCCAUCACAUUGUAGCGUCCAGAAGACGGACGACGUCGAUGAUACAGAUCGACGACUACGCUCCGGUUAAGAUAACAACGGAGACGAUCCUGCUGACCACGAACGGGAAAUUGUUCGUCGGAGGUAAACCAGGCCACCGCGGCAUCAAAGGAUGCGUGUCGGACUUCGUCGUGGACAAACGGCGACUUCAGCUAGCUAGACGGAAGAUCGAGUACUGUCACGACAACGAUGUAUGAUAACGAAUCCCGGAAACGACGAUUGUCAACGUGACAUCGCCCCUGGCCGCGCUCGUCGACUGGACGACGCUCCUGUCUUCGACGAGUUAGCACCAGUCUAAAAGUGGACGAAGGCGCACGUGAAGGAAAAUGGUUUGCGUUUGGUGUUCGUUUCUGGGUGAUGGAUAAAGGAAACGAUGGUCUGGAACAGUUAUAAGGGAAACAGGAAGGGAGCUAGGCUCGAAGUCGACGAGGAGACACGUGAUUCCUGCCAAAGCUUUACGAGAGUACAUGGACACUCCGUGGGAAAGGAACGUCGAUCGCACCACGGGAAGGAUAAACCGCGGAUCCAAUAAUGUAGCAACCUAAUUCGUACGUUUAUUUUUCAUUCAAGAUAGCGUAGAGAAACAAAGUUCGCUGUUUCGUUCUUGAAACGCACGACAGGGGAGGAGACGAAUAAAAUGAAGAACCGCGUUAAAUGCUGAACGUUCUUAUCUGAGGACAAUAAUAUAUUUUUAAGGUGACGAGAUAUAAUAUACAUAUGAGCAUAUGUAUAAUGUAUGUAGGAAGAAUUUAACGCGUAUACGUAUAAACGGGACGGGAGGAAAAAAGUAACUGUAAAGCAACAAAUUGAGAAUUUGUGAACGAAGAGGAGAGCUGAAGCGGGUGUGAUGAAACUCAUCGAUAAUCGUUAGACGUUACUGUAUAAGUUAAUAUUAUAUAUCGAAGCACCUAUAAAUGUUUUACGAUGCCAAGACUGAUUAAAGAGAAAAUGAAAGAGAAGACGGUAGGAGGAGUUUAAUGAUACGGAGGAGUUUAAUGAAAAUAUCUAAAAGAGACGAAACGAAUAAAUAAAUAAACAGAUCGAUAAAUCGGUGUUAUGUUUGAGUGUUUCGGUAGAGAGAUUUAAAUGAUCGUGCAUUAUCAGAAUAUAGAAGAAUGUAUUUUAAAGGACUUGUUGAUUUAUGCCAGUAGAGAGAAACAAUAAGAGGAGGAGACGUGCAAGAUGACGAACGAUGAAUAAAUUAUUCCCACAUAUGUACACACACGCGCGUACACGAAACACACGCACGAAUAUAAAGAAGAAAAUAUACCAACAGAUACGCUGUACAACGUUGUUUCUAGGCAGACAAGGCUUUUUACAAAUGCACAAAGGAAUAGAUAUAUAUAUAUAUAUAUAUAUAAAUAUAAAUAAAUAUAUAAAUAUAUUAUAUAUAAUAAUUAUACAUACGAUAUUACGCAGAAUACAUUCCAUUUAAUGGACACCGAAGCGUAAAAGAUAUUAUCUAAGUAUCACGGUGAAUGUAUAUCGUCGGACGAACAUCGACGUCCUUGUUACAUUUCGAACCGGUACCACAAAAUAGAGAAUGUAUCGAGCUUGCCUCGAAGACACUCCGUUUCCGUUCGACAAUCCGCAACACACUUGCACGUGAAAUGGAUAUACAGUUUACUCUGACAAAGAGAAGGCGUAUUGAACGCGAUCAUGUUUCUCCUUAAUAUACAUAUAUAUAUAUAGUAUAUAUAUACAGGGUUUGUAGAAACGGCGCUGAUCUGCUGAUUCAUUUAAAUGUAAACGGACUAAAUUCAAGGAGAAUUGCAUCGAACGUCCGAGAGUGAUGAAUCAUUUCUGCCGAUUAGGAUAAUUGUAUAUUCGAGUCCCGGUUCUUCGAUGAUUUGAAGGAAAACUACGAACGGAGAGGAGAACGUGUCCUCGUGAUACUUUCUGAUUACUCAGCCUAAUUUGAUUAUAUUCCGGAAACGAUUCGAACUCUCGGGACAAGGGUAACGAUAAAAUAAAUAUAUGAUAAUACGUGUCGCUUGUGUGUAAUCGAGUGAACAACGCGAAGGAGUGUCUGAAUGAAACCUGACGUGUGCGUGGAAAAGCUAGAUACCGUUUCGGGAUGCACUAAUUGUACAUAUAAUUGACGUACGCUAUGAUCUACGAGCUGAUUAUCGUUUUAUUAUCAUGUACCAAGAACACUCGCAAUAACGCGGGCGCACCUGAAUCUGUCGGACCUAAAAAGAAGAAAUCGUCGAUACGAGCUAAUUGUAAUCAACUUUAAUGGUUCAUCGAAUCCGCCUUUUUCAACGAAUUUUUUUUUUUUCUUUCAUUCAUCCUCCGUCAUUCGUGAAAACGAAAAUGCGUCCAAUUCAACGUGUUCUUCCUUUGCUCGUUAAUCCCGAUCGUUAUACUUGGACGAUCACGACGAAUAAUCGUCGAAGAGAGCCUAAAAUUUCAGUCGUUAAUGACGGCAGCUGAUCCGUCGCGGAAUGAGACGCUAUCGAAGAAUUUGUUCAUUCGUCUCGUCGAACGUUUCCAGCGUUGCUCGAAUGAACGGACGUUUGAUUUUCAAGUGGCCGCGAAACGAAUUAAUUGCACUGGCAAUAUAAAGUCGAGAACGGAGAAUCGAUUGUAGCUGGUAUGAUUAUUUUUCGAAUGCACCGCGUUGAGUAAAAUUCGGGUCUUAAGCGCACGACACGAUACAUAUCCCUGAAACAUAUAUAAGUUUAUAUAUUUAUAAAGUUCGCCGACGUCACGAUUGACGUGUAAAUAAGUGGCCAUUUUUGUCUGGAAAUGUUCGACGCCGCGGUUGUUUACGUGAUUCUAAACGAGACGCAGGCGAGUCGACCAAAAACUUUUUAAUCAUUUGAAAGAUACGCGUAAACGUCGAUUCCCAAACCUCGCUGCUAUGACGAAUCGUUGGGUGUUUUUUAAAACGAAUCUUUUUCAUUGCGUUCGUUCAUUCCGAAGGCACGCGCUUAUACAACUUUUAUAAAAGUACCGCUUAUUCUCUGAUAUAAUUAUAACGUUCCAACGUAAUCAUAUCUCUGUCAUAUCGAUCGAUCGACCGCGGUCGGUCGAUGAGCGAGGAGAAAAGUUUUGAGAGCGGUUAUUCUUGACUAAUUAAGCGUUGACUAUACGUAAAUUGUUCCUCGUUAGUAAGAAUUCGAAUUACCGCGAGCAAUAUCGUCACAUAUCCUUCCUCUUGAAAUGUGAUUCUUCAUAUUCUUCCAAUGAAUAUCGCCGUUUAACAUAUCGAAACGAAUUUGUGGCCAGUAAUUUUAGAGAGAACAAUGAGAGGCAAACAUAUUCCACCGCAACAGACUAUCGGACACGUUUUGCCUGUGUCACGCACUAUCCGCCUAUGUCAAGAACAAAUUAUCCGCUUCGAACGUCGGCGUUGUUGCUUUCGUAAACAGAAUAUCGUGUUCAACGGAAAAACAUAAGGGACAUGAACUCGAAACAUAUAAUUAUAUUUAUAUUGGAUAUAUUUAAAUUUAUAAGCAAUAAGGGAGAAAUUUUUAGUUAUAUUAUAUGUACAUUAAGUAUUAAACAAAAUUUCGACUGAAAUAAUUUCUUGUGCAUCGUGACAACUUGCAUUCGAGAAACAAAAGGAAGGUGAAAUGGACACGACUUAUAAUUUUUAAGUAAUGUUAAUUUCAUCCUCAUUGUCAAUCAGAAUUUUUAAGCCAUAAUUUGUGGUAGAAUACGAACGAGCUAGCCAAUGCGCGGAGAGGUAUGUCAUUGUAAAGAAUAAUAAAAUGUACAACGUGUAAUUGACGGGAUGAUACGAAAUAAUAAAAAUAUCAUCUUACUCGUUUGAUGAAUCGAGAGAAAAUUCACGAUGCUCGUGUAACUGAAGGAGAAAUGAAUUAACAUCACACGUAAAAGCUGAGAAGGGAGGAAGGAUUUCAAUCGAUGCCUGAAAAUUACUGCCAAUUUAGAUAGAGAUCCUAGGAUCAACGUUUCUCCCUCCUGAAGCUUCCCGUGACCCGAGACAAUUAUUUAUCAAACAAUUUUGGGACAUUUAUUGAAACGGGAGACACUGUUGUCUCGAUGAGAUCACGAUGCGAGUGAAAGAUGAAAAUUUCGACUUCCGUUUUGCGUAUAAAAACGUUUAGUGUCAUUUAUUUUGCACAGAAGUGAAGAGACACCCAUCGCGGUAAGGCGUUCGUUUCAAUAAGUUUAUUUUUUACUUUGAUACCGUCUUUACUGCGACCAUUCGCCCUUCGCUGACCUAAAGUAUUCGUGAGCUACACUGUAUAACAAAAAGUAUGCGUUGUAAAGUGACUGUAUAUACAAAUAUAAAUUAUGCGAUUA
Molecule: messenger RNA, 12565 nt
Organism: Ceratina calcarata
Lineage: Eukaryota; Metazoa; Arthropoda; Insecta; Hymenoptera; Apidae
Product: agrin
Exons: 29
Biological process (GO): multicellular organism development; cell differentiation
Cellular component (GO): extracellular region
Molecular function (GO): protein binding; calcium ion binding
Source: RefSeq, a predicted model, not a curated record